AUGGAAAAGUUGGACCGACCAAUUAGUGGAGGAGGCUGGUUUGGGGAAGGUGAUAUUGUAGAUGCAGAAUUAUUGGUGGAUCUUCUUGAGACUUAUAGAUUUGGUAAGGCUAAUGUUCCCGCCGGAAAAAUUCGAUCCAUGGUGGCGGCAGCGACGGCUCCAGCGCCGGACAACACCAAAGAGAUGGAGAAUGAUGAGGACGAUAAUGGAUCUCAAGGAAACAAGUCUGUUCGUGAAAGCACAUCUUCUGAUUCAGAUCCAAUAUCACUCGAGUCUAGUUUGAGCGAAACGGGUUCAAACCAUGAAACCGGUUCAAACAAUGAAAGUAGUUCAAAUAAUGAAACCGGGUUUAACGAUGGCGAGAUUACUAUAAGCGAAACCGGUUCGUCAGAGUCGAGCUCUACAAACUUACCAAAUGGGGGAAGUAGGGGCCUCAUUACAUAG
Molecule: messenger RNA, 444 nt
Organism: Arabis nemorensis
Lineage: Eukaryota; Viridiplantae; Streptophyta; Magnoliopsida; Brassicales; Brassicaceae
Source: the annotation of a GenBank genome assembly